This is a messenger RNA of Zophobas morio, 1032 nucleotides long. RefSeq lists its product as uncharacterized. The record is from RefSeq and is a predicted model, not a curated record. The transcript has 12 exons. NCBI's taxonomy places the organism in Eukaryota, Metazoa, Arthropoda, Insecta, Coleoptera, Tenebrionidae. Bases 439 to 1032 code for a protein of 197 amino acids.
AACGAAGUUUCUCUCUCAAGAAAGAAAACUUCUUUACUUGCAUCGAAGUUAGGGAUUAUAGAAUUAAAAGAUCGAAGAUAUGAAGUUGCUAGAGAACAUUUUGUGAUCGGUGGUGAGCGCUGUGCUACUCGGGCGGCUCGAGAGCGCUCAAAUAAAUUAUACGGCUUUGCUCUUAAUCCCAACAGUUCUGGCCUACUAACCAAUCAGAGUUUGACGGAAUUUUUAUUAGGAAACUACGAAAGCGCUAAAACUUUAGCCAUUUUGGCGCUAAAAAAAAACAGCCAAUUAUUUAUAAGUCACAUCCAUUUGGGCGCAGCGCUUUAUGCAUUGAGCGAUUGGAGCAAUUCCAAGACUGCCUUUACGGAAGCCCUCAAAUGCUCUGGACUAUAUAGUUUGAAGAAUGAAGAAAGCCAGCAAAUAGUGAAAGAUUGUGAAUUCAUGAUAAAUAAAUGUUCAGAGCGAGAAGUUUAUGAUCGGAAUUCCUUUUAUAAGACACCUUUAUUUUCCUUGAAUUUCGGAUCUCUCUGGCCUUCUUCAGUAAUAUCGGAUAUCCCUAAUUCUCUUUUACAAUUGUAUCACGAAGAGCCUUCUGUAUUUACCCCGCUUUCGACACUAGAAGAUAUAGAAAAUCACUUUUAUAAGCGAGAAGAAUACACUCGCUUGUUUGUGCAGACUUAUACUCGUUCUUAUGUACAGAAUUAUCUUCAGAAUUUACUUUAUGAGGAAAGCCUGAGUGGUUCAGAACUUUCUGCCGAACGUUUUAUUUCUAUUAUAGUUUACUUGGCUGUAUACAUUCGAACUUUUUUAGUCGCCCAUAUCGGCUCUUUCAUGUAUUCUAUGAAUUAUAAAGUUUUACAUGGGAUGAUAAGUUCCGAACUAUCAAACGCAGCCAAUGAAACCGGUCUUCAAGUAGACACGCAAUCUAUAAAUAAUGCGCUUGUCCCUGUCCUCUAUGAUUUUGACAUAUUAUUGGCCACUCCAGCGACUGCUGUAGUCAAUGAAUCUGGUAGUGUGGACAAUACUGGCCAAUAA